AUGUACAUGAAUGGUCUGAUAGGUAUCUUGACGCUGGCAGUGUCAAGAAUCGAAGCGAUAAGGGUGUACUGGAAUACAAAUACGGGCCCAAUUCAGCCGCCCACCAGUACCCCCGUACCGGUGCCUAAACCGCCGUUCCGAGAACCAGCGCCGGUGUGGGAGAAUCAAUCGGGUGAUGUACCAAAUCCAAAUCCCUAUAUAUACAUCCUUCCGCCACCCUCUCGGCCAAAAUACAAUGACAUUACUCAGGAGCAACGCAAACAAAACCGAGACGUCAUUACGGCCCCUACGGUUGAAAUAAUACCCGUCUCCAGCUCCACUCUGGCACCAACUGGUAAGAUCAUCGACAAGCCAGAUUCCGCACGGCAGGUGCCGGUGUCGAAUGGUAGCCAGCCGCAGAACCGAAGCUAUUCGGCCACAUCAACCACGACUGCUCAACCAGUCAGCAGCACCGCAACAGCACCGCUUCCGCAGCGUGUUCCUAGUUUAGCUGUUCAGUAUGUGCCCAACCAGGGCUUCAAGUACUACGCCGUUGUGCCGGGUCACAACGAGGAACCGAGCGGCAAGAGUGCCUACCUUAAGUCGAACGAUGCUCAGCUUGGCAAGUACGAUCGGUUCGACAAACCGAACGGAAGGUACAAUGCCAAGCUGAAGAAAUACAAGGCGUUCGAGAAGGUGAAAUAUGCACCCUACUAUGUGUUGUUUGAUGCACAAAAGCAGCAGUACAUAUUGACGAGCGUUCAGCAGAAGGCGGUAAACAAUCAUCUGUAGAUGAGCAAAAAUCCGUGGCACAGUAGAGGAGCAUUUAGCAAAGAACCGGAAAGAUUGUUGGAAACCCACGCGUUACAUGAAAAAAAAGAACUAACCGACUGAAGAAUCGUUAAAAAUGCAUUUCAAAACCAAUAAUCUGUUAACUGUGCUUAGCCAUUCACUUUUGCUGUGAUUAUAAAAGUUUCCAUUGGGUCCCGGAAAACAUUAAAGUAAACCUUCUUCUAUUCAGUUUAGUUGUUUUCGAAAUAUUCAGAAGCUCAACAAUUUGUCAACGUGGUCAAACUGUGAAGUGAUUAAUCAAAUUGAAAUGAAACAUU
Molecule: messenger RNA, 1088 nt
Organism: Sabethes cyaneus
Lineage: Eukaryota; Metazoa; Arthropoda; Insecta; Diptera; Culicidae
Gene: GV1
Product: mucin-2
Exons: 4
Coding region: 1-771 (256 amino acids)
Source: RefSeq, a predicted model, not a curated record